AGUCACACUCCCACCAUUUUCUUCGUCUUCUUCCUAUUCAAGGAAAAAACUCUCUCUCUCUCACACACACACUUUUCUUCUUCUUCUUCCUUUGGUUUUUAGAAUACAAAGGGUUUUAGGGUUUAACUACACGGCUUAAGUGUCCGUACGGUAUCUUCAGCUCAAGCAGGAUCACGCUAAUCUAAUGGAUUGGUCAGACGAAGAAGGAGAGAUUCUACCUGAAUUUGUCGAUGAUUACUAUUUCGUUGAUCAAAGUGACACACCUAUCAGCUUUUGUGAACUACCAGUCAAAUGGGACAACGAAGAUUCAGCUGCCAGCUCGGGACUGCCCGUGUAUUUGCGUGGCAGCACUUACUGUGGAUACGAGUCACUUUAUAAGCUCGCCAAAGCGUGGAAGUUUGAUCUCUCUGAUGAACAUCCCAAGAUCGAAGUGCUUCUAUAUGGGAUGCACUGGAUAACUCUACAGAACCCAGCAAAGAGUUAUGAAGCUUUAGUUAGAACAAUUCUGGCCACCCUUCAGUGUCUUCACUUUGUUAAAAGGAAUCCGGAGGCAUCAAGCGUCGAUGUGUGGAACAGUUUACACAAAGCUGAUGGGAUCCAACCUUCAGAGCAUGACUUAUCAGAUCAUGUUGCUUUGCUGUGUCAAGCUAUGAAAAGGGAUGAAGAUUUAACAAAAUCAAAGUGCUUGCGUAGAUUUCUGGAGAUGACUUCACAAACAACAUCUAUCGAAGUGGAACUUCCAACGCACCAUCAACAAGAUGAGCAGACACCAAAAGAAGAGAAUUUCACUGUUGAUAAUAUGACAGACGAGGAAAACAGCAGUGAUGAUGAUUCUGCGAUGAACCUGCAGUUUGAUACAGUCUGUUCUUUUUGUGACAAUGGUGGUUACAUUCUGUGUUGUGAAGGAAGCUGCUUGAGAUCUUUCCAUGCAACUAUAGCUGAUGGAAUUGACUCAUCAUGCCAAUCACUAGGAUUCCCUGAUGGGACUCAAGUUCAUGCACUCGGGACGUAUUUGUGUGAUAACUGUCUCUACAAACAGCAUCAAUGCUAUGCUUGUGGUCAACUGGGAUCAUCUGAUGAAAAUUCCUCUCAAGAGGUCUUCCCUUGUUCCGCCUCAAAUUGCGGUCAUUUCUAUCAUCCAAUAUGUGUUGCAAAACAUCUUUAUGCUGGUGAUCAAAACAAGUCGGAAGAACUUCAAGCCAAGAUUGCUGCUAGAGAUUCCUUCUGUUGUCCUCUACACAUAUGUAAACUCUGUAAGACAAGUGAAAACAAGAAUGUAUAUGCGUUGCAUUUUGCUGUAUGCAGACGCUGCCCAACCGCUUACCACAGAAAAUGUUUACCUUGGGAGAUUACUUCUGAACUCAACUGUGACAAGGAAACACCUCAAAGGACCUGGGAGAGACUGCUUCCAUACAAUCGCAUUCUGAUGUACUGUUUGAACCAUGAGAUAAUAGGUCAUCUUGCUACUCCCGCUAGAGACCACUUAAUCUUUCCUGAUAAAGCUGGCCUAAGAACACAGAGUCACGGGCUUGCACCUGUCAAAGUGGAUGUUUCGGGUAGGAUGACGGAUUUUAAGCAUCAUGGGGGUCUACCUGAUCGUCUUGGUAUUAAUGAAUCUAGGAAACCAAGGAUGAAUUUAAGUUUCAAUAAUAAUCUUAUGAAACGGAAGAUGGAUAGCAUUGGUCAAAAGUUGUUGAAAGAAGAAGGUCCUUCCGCCUUUGCUGAGCCUAUCAGAGAAGACGAGGAUGAGGAGCCGAGUUUACACAGGGUGAUGUCUAUAAUCGAGGAAGUGGAAUCUUCGUUUAACUUUGAUGAGUACAUGAAGUCUCGUGGGGCAACCCAUGUAAAAUCCUACCAUUCAGGAAAUGAUAUCGUCAAAAACAUCACCACAGGAUUGGUUAAGACUCAUGUCAAUGCCGCUCGAGCUGCGUUAAAGAUGUUUGAGGAAGGGCGCGAGGAAGAUGCAAGAGCUAUAUUUGGUCCAGAUGACCUACUCCAACUCAUGAAGCAUAAGACGAAGCUUGAAAUUUAUCUUUCGCCUUUUCUCCAUGGUAUGCGCUAUACAUCGUUUGGCCGACACUUCACAAAACCAGAGAAACUAACAGAGAUAGUAGAGAGGCUCCACUUGUAUGUGCAGAGUGGAGAUACGGUAGUCGACUUUUGUUGUGGCUCAAAUGACUUCAGUUGCAUGAUGAACGAAAAGCUCGGGAAAAUGGGAAAAUUAUGCUUUUUCAAAAAUUUUGAUCUCAUUCCACCUAAGAAUAACUUCAACUUUGAAAAGAGAGAUUGGUUGAGUGUGAAGAAAGAAGAGUUACCCGACGGCUCUCAACUAAUAAUGGGGUUAAACCCGCCUUUCGGUUACAAAUCCAGUCUUGCUAACCGUUUCAUCAAGAAGGCCCUCGAGUUUAAACCGAAGAUUUUAAUCCUCAUCGUACCAAGUGAAACAAAAAGGGUCGAUGAGAUAGCUGAUUAUGACUUGAUUUGGAAGGACACCAAUAUGCUUCGUGGCAUGUCGUUCUACUUGCCCGGAUCGAUAGAUGUUAAUGAUAAAACAAUAGAGCAGUGGAACAAUUUACCACCACCUCUGUACCUUUGGAGCCGAAGGGAUUGGAGUGGAUACCACAAGACUAUAGCACUUCAACAAGGUCACAUAACACAGAUGCAUCACUCCACUUACACAGAGGGUCUCCAUCACGCACCGAUCCCUCAAGAUGAGGAUGAUGACAAUGGUAUGGUACAAGACAUGGACAUAUCUCCUGUUAGUUAACUCAUUGAGACAAAUCACUGUCUUGAGACCCUGUUUUGUAUAGUAGCACCAUUUGUCUUUGGGCCUUGGGAGUCUUCCUUAAGUUAUUAUUACUACCGUGG
Messenger RNA from Eutrema salsugineum, 2868 nucleotides. RefSeq names its product protein ENHANCED DOWNY MILDEW 2. NCBI's taxonomy places the organism in Eukaryota, Viridiplantae, Streptophyta, Magnoliopsida, Brassicales, Brassicaceae. The transcript has 19 exons. Bases 185 to 2767 code for a protein of 860 amino acids. The record is from RefSeq and is a predicted model, not a curated record.